This is a messenger RNA of Volvox carteri f. nagariensis, 384 nucleotides long. RefSeq lists its product as uncharacterized. The coding region runs from base 1 to 384 and encodes 127 amino acids. The transcript has a single exon. The record is from RefSeq and is a predicted model, not a curated record. Lineage: Eukaryota; Viridiplantae; Chlorophyta; Chlorophyceae; Chlamydomonadales; Volvocaceae.
AUGGUGAUGGUAAUGAUGCUGGUGCUGAUGGUGAUGAUGCUGGUGCUGGUGAUGCUGGUGCUGAUGGUGAUGAUGAUGCUGGUGAUGAUGAUGGUCGACGGAAUAAGUGCAGAGGCAAUCAGUGCAGAGGCAAUUAGUCUUUGUGUUACAAAUCGACGAGGCUCAGCAGUUCAGCGCUGCAAAACAGCAGCAUCCUGGCACAUAAGUUGCACUAAUGAUGAGGUCUGCGCAGAUGAAACGGAUUUGCCAGAGGCUGUAACCAAGGGGGUAGGCGAUAAUGAAACAGCAACAGGCUCACAACUGGGGAUGGCGCAGUCUUGCACACAGGAUGUACUACCGCCAACAGAUGUGCCCAACUGUUCACAAAACUUAGCCCUGACCUAG